AUGGGUGAAGAAAUUGAUGAACCGGAUAUUCUUCUUAAAAAACUUGAAUUGGAAGUUAAAGGUCAUGAGCCUGCUGUUUUAAAAAGUUAUGAGUCAUUUUUGAAGAAAGUUUGUGAGCAUUUCGAUUUGGAUUGUGCUGUAGAAACUAGGCACUCUCCGAUAUUUGACCGCUUAUCCAUGAAUAAGUCACCUUUUAUUCACAAGAAGCACCAGCGUCAAUAUGAAUUCCGAUCUUAUGUUAAAACGUUUACUAUUCCGAACAUAACUGGCUGUACUGCUAAUGUAUUUCUUGAAUACAUCCAGCGAAAUCUUCCAGGGGGUGUCCAUAUGAUUGUCAAACAGCAUCGACUAGAGACUCUACCGUCAGCUCUCCAGGAAUCGGCUCAGGCGAAGCAAUAA
This is a messenger RNA of Rodentolepis nana, 399 nucleotides long. Lineage: Eukaryota; Metazoa; Platyhelminthes; Cestoda; Cyclophyllidea; Hymenolepididae. The record is from the annotation of a GenBank genome assembly.